AUGUCUACGCUCGAGCAGCAGGCGAAGGCACCGCAAGAUGUACGCAAUGUUGUCAACUUCUUGCGGUCCAGCAAAGCUGGCAUGAAAAUACGCGUCGGAGUGCUCAACGGAAAGCGGAUAGAUUACUUCAAGGGGAAGGGCGCCAUCAAAGCUCUGCUAUCCCCCGCCUAUGCCAAAUUAAAAAACGUACCAAAAGUCACCUCGGAACAAGAAGCAGCACAACUACUGCACAGUAUCAUUCCCUUCGCCUUUUUCCUGAAGGUGGAGAGGGGACAGCCUUCCGGCUCCUCGGCCUCGUCUCCUAAGCAGGUUCAGAUCGUGCAGAUGCAGCAGUUCCAGCUGGCUUCCGCGUCGUCGGACUAUUACGCAUGGUUUUACGAAGGCUCACAGUGGACGACUUAUGCGGGUGGUGUCGCGAUGGUUGUCGUCAUGCUAGCGGGUGUCAUGUUCCCCCUUUGGCCAGCGAGCAUGCGAUUGGGUGUUUGGUACCUCAGCAUGGGUGUACUAGGCCUCAUCGGGCUGUUCUUCGUGAUAGCCAUCCUGCGACUCGUCUUCUACAUCAUCACCAUCAUCGUAACACCACCCGGCAUCUGGAUAUUUCCGAAGCUCUUCGCCGACGUCGGCUUCGUGGAAUCAUUUAUUCCACUGUGGGAGUGGGACCUGCCCAAGAAGAAGGGGAAGAAGAAGAAGGUCGACAAGGGCAAGGGAAAAGCGCCCGCUGAGCCUGCGACCGGUGGCGCCAAGAUUGAGGAGGUCGUUGACUCAGGGGAAGGCGAAUCACGACCAAACAGCCGUUCAGCAACGAUAGAGGAUGUGCCUGAUGAAGAGUAG
This is a messenger RNA of Punctularia strigosozonata HHB-11173 SS5, 831 nucleotides long. RefSeq names its product translocation protein. Gene Ontology annotation, cellular component: endoplasmic reticulum; endoplasmic reticulum membrane. Bases 1 to 831 code for a protein of 276 amino acids. Gene Ontology annotation, biological process: post-translational protein targeting to membrane, translocation. NCBI's taxonomy places the organism in Eukaryota, Fungi, Basidiomycota, Agaricomycetes, Corticiales, Punctulariaceae. The record is from RefSeq and is a predicted model, not a curated record. The transcript is spliced from 3 exons.